Molecule: messenger RNA, 1110 nt
Organism: Capsella rubella
Lineage: Eukaryota; Viridiplantae; Streptophyta; Magnoliopsida; Brassicales; Brassicaceae
Product: glucuronoxylan 4-O-methyltransferase 2
Exons: 2
Coding region: 146-1009 (287 amino acids)
Biological process (GO): xylan biosynthetic process
Molecular function (GO): glucuronoxylan 4-O-methyltransferase activity
Source: RefSeq, a predicted model, not a curated record
AGUUGCCGUCAUGUCAUCCUCAACUUCCCCAAUCAUUCUCUCUUUUAAGGUUACAUCAAAUACAACCACAAAGCUCUUCUAUCUUAUCUCUAGCUCUCUCCAUACAUUAAAACCGGUUAUCGCAUAGAGGAGAGAAAGGAAAAACAUGAGGAAUAAACCACAAUCAUUCAUCAGCUCAAAGCUCAUAUUCAUAUGUUGCUCAGUCUUGGUCUUGUUCAUUCUCUUCUUGAAAAGAGAAACCAUCUCUUCCUCUUCAAACUCAACCAUACAACACCAGAAACCUAAAUGCCCAUCAACCCCACAACAAUGCACCAAAUUGCCUGUUUCUCUAUCCGAUGCAUUGGUUCACUACGUCACCACAGAGAUCACACCACAACAAACGUUUGAUGAAAUCUCAGUCUCAAAGAGAGUCUUGGACAAGAAAGCUCCUUGUAACUUCCUCGUCUUUGGCUUAGGACACGACAGCUUGAUGUGGGCAUCUCUUAAUCAUGGUGGACGCACUUUGUUCCUAGAGGAAGAUAAAGCUUGGAUCGAGACAGUAACCAAGAAAUUCCCAAACUUGGAAUCAUACCACGUCGUAUACGACACAAAAGUUAAAGACUCGAACAAGCUCAUGGAGCUAGAGAGAACAAAAGGUUGCAAAGCCGUGUCUGACCCAAGAGAUUCAAAAUGUGCUUUGUCGCUUAAGGGUUUCCCAGCUGACGUGUAUGACACGCAAUGGGAUGUGAUCAUGGUGGAUGCUCCCACUGGUUACCACGAGGAAGCUCCAGGGAGGAUGAGCGCUAUCUACACGGCGGGUUUGUUGGCUCGUAACCGUUAUGACGGCAGCGAGACUGAUGUUUUCGUUCACGACGUUAAUAGGCCAGUAGAGGACGAGUUCUCCAUGGCCUUCUUGUGUAGAGGGUACAUGAAGGAGCAACAAGGAAGGCUUAGGCAUUUUACUAUCCCUAGCCACCGGGAACGCAUCGGUACACCGUUUUGUCCGGCGGAUAUCAGUCGCCGGUUUUGAUAUUGUGUCUAAUGAGAGCAAACUUCAAAGAACAAUAACACAUAUAUUGUGUCUAUCGCCAUUACGGUUCUUAUAAUUCAAUACCACAUAUUCAAUUCAUA